AUGGCCAGAACCAAGCAGACUGUCCAUAAAUCCACCGGAGGAAAAGCUCUGAGGAAGCAGGUGGCUACCAAAGCUGCCCAGAAGAGUGCUCCAGCUGACGGCGGUGUGAAGAAGCCUCACCGUUACAGGCCCAGCACCAUGGCACUGAGAAAUAUCCGCCACUAUCAGAAAUCCACUGAGUUGCUGAUCUGCAAGCUGCCCUUCCAGCGCCUGGUGAGAGAAACCACUCAGGACUUCAAGACCGACCUCCACAUUCAGAGUUCCACUAUGAUGAUGCUGCAGGAGGCCAACGAGGCUGACCUGGUUGGCAGC
Molecule: messenger RNA, 312 nt
Organism: Thalassophryne amazonica
Lineage: Eukaryota; Metazoa; Chordata; Actinopteri; Batrachoidiformes; Batrachoididae
Product: histone H3-like
Exons: 1
Cellular component (GO): nucleosome
Molecular function (GO): protein heterodimerization activity; structural constituent of chromatin; DNA binding
Source: RefSeq, a predicted model, not a curated record